Cololabis saira (Pacific saury) is the source of this 1392-nucleotide messenger RNA. RefSeq names its product lecithin retinol acyltransferase family protein. The record is from RefSeq and is a predicted model, not a curated record. Gene Ontology annotation, molecular function: phosphatidylcholine-retinol O-acyltransferase activity. Gene Ontology annotation, biological process: retinol metabolic process. NCBI's taxonomy places the organism in Eukaryota, Metazoa, Chordata, Actinopteri, Beloniformes, Belonidae. The transcript is spliced from 2 exons. The coding region runs from base 1 to 642 and encodes 213 amino acids.
AUGGUUCUUUACCAACUACUCAGCUUUUUCUUUGCAACUUCUGCAAAACAAGAGGACUCCAAAAUGGAGCCAUCUCUUUACAAGAGAGGUGACUUGCUAGAGGUGCCCAGGACGUUAUUCAGGCACUUUGGUAUCUACUUGGGCAACAAUCGGGUGGCUCAUCUCAUUCCCGACAUCCUGCCGGCAAUUUCCAAGGAUACAUCUGCAAUUGCCAAGAUGGUAUCGAACAACCGCCUAGUGCUGGGGGUCAUCACCAAGGUGGCCAGCGUGAGAGUUGACUCAGUGGAAGAUUUUGCUUAUGGCUCAGAAAUACUAAUAAACCACAUGGAUAAAGUGUGCAAACAGCCUGCCUUGGAUGGGGACGAGGUGGGACGGAGAGCUGAGAAACUCUUGGGAUCGGUCACCUACAGCUUACUGUGGUACAACUGUGAACACUACGUCAUGUAUUGCAGAUAUGGCUUGGCUAUAAGCUAUCAGACAUACCAGUUCUGCACAACAGUACGAAAGAUUGUGUUCAGCAGAAUGAGUGCCUAUUUGACUGCACUGUGUGGAGUAUUUACCAUGCUGUACUUGAGCUGCAUGACACCGCCGGCAGUCUUACUCACUGUGCUCAUCUCUUUAACUAUUUGGAUGGCAUCCUAACUUCUGCGUGAGGGGAGGCUUGUGAGAAAAGACUGUGGUGAAAACUGGAAGUGUGAAGCAAUAAGAAACAAAUAUGUGAUCACUAUCUGUAAUAAACAUUCAAUUUCACUAUUUUAGUUUUUUAGAGAAUUUUGUUAUUUGUUUGUUUAUUCAGUAUUUAUUUUGACUUGACAAAUGCAUUGCCUUGACAAAAAAUGUAUCUCCUUCAGAAAUUGGUGCUGUCCAUAACCUUAUCAUUAUUUUUAAGCAAUAUGUCUUAUUCGGUCUGUUAUUCAUCAUUAAAGUUCACUAGGCUUUGAUCUUUACAAUUAUUCCCUUUGAUCAGAUGCAGGUGAUAGAUUAUAAAUUAAUUUUGAUUCAUAUCUGAAACACCUUGAUAACUAAACUGAUGCUCAGAGAUAUUUAGAAUAAUAUUAACAAAUGAAAUAUGUAAAAGUAUGACAAUUUUUGCACAAUUUUUUUGUGUCCUUUUGUCUUUUAGAGUCACUGAUAGAGUGAUCUGAGUGAUACCAUACAUCAUUCAUGUUGGCCUGGACAAAGUGCAAUAAACGUCAUCCUCUGUAAUAGGAGUAUUGCAAACAAAAAGAAAAAGUUACAAUGUUAAUAGAGAUCCUUUAAUAUUCAAGCAUUUUUUGACUGACCUGUAAGGAUUAAGUUAAUAAUUGCUCAGGGGUCAUGCUCUGGGUCUCCGGAAAGCACCGAGACACAACUUGUAUUGCAAUCCAAGCAUACAAAUAAAACUGAAUUUAA